This is a messenger RNA of Eriocheir sinensis (Chinese mitten crab), 7516 nucleotides long. RefSeq names its product protein TANC2-like (gene rols). The transcript is spliced from 16 exons. Lineage: Eukaryota; Metazoa; Arthropoda; Malacostraca; Decapoda; Varunidae. Gene Ontology annotation, molecular function: protein binding. Bases 592 to 5091 code for a protein of 1499 amino acids. The record is from RefSeq and is a predicted model, not a curated record.
GGUCAGUUGAGUAAGCGAAGCCGGCGGGAGGGGAUGUGUCGCCCGGCUGUACCAUGGAACUUCAUUGGGGGACUAGUGCACUGGAUUUUGCCGCUGUGUUGAGGCUGUGGAUUGUGUUGCGUGACGGUGUUGUUCCUCUCGUGUGACCAUGAUGCACAGUGCUGGGACGUGUGUUACCUGCGUGGUCUUCCUUCUCGUGUUUGAGGUGAAGACUUUGUGACAGGUGUGCGUGUGUUUACCUGACGGCUGUUCAAGGAGUUUUCCGGGGCAAGGUGACGCGUGCAUCUUGUAAGUAUACACUGUGAUACGGAUCCACACACACGCAUACUAGUCAGUCAUUCCAUAGAGAGCUUGAGUGAUAGCAUAAACUGUUGUCCUCUGAAGCGAGACUGAGGUGUGCAAAAGGGAAGAAAGAUAAGAAGACGAGAGAAGGAACACACACUAGUCAUUCCAUCGUGAGAGCCUGCGAGUGAUAGCAUACACUGUUGUCCUCGUUCUGUCCUGAGUGAGACUUAACGCGUGCAAGGGAAAGACACACGAGAGAAGGGGCGCAGGAUAGAGAGAGGGGAGCCCAACGCCAAAAUAGGCACAAUGGUGAAAGAUUUCCUCACGCGAAGCAAAACCCCGACCCUCCCCCAUGAAGACAUCUACGCCAAGCUCCGGGAGGGCGGGAUCUGCCCCAACUGCAGGAUGCCGUUCGACAAGGGCAAGAAGAGGAAGCUGAUCGACCAGUGUGGACACGAGAGGUGCUACUCCUGCCUCUUCAAAUCCGAGACGUGUCCCAUCUGCGCCCUGCAAGCUCCGCCCAAGAAGCUGCAACACUCCCAGUCUCGGCCGUCCCUGUCGCCCCCUCCAGCGGGUACCCUCGCAGGAGCCGGCCCCGGGCGCUCCAAACUGAUCACCAAUGGUACCUUCAGCUCAUACUUCAAGGGUGGUGGGGCGGACCCUGGGCUGCCUCCUGAACGCCCCUCCCCUUCCCGCUCCGUGUCCCCUCGCCGUAUCCCCCAUGCCCCCAACGCCCAUAUCCUCAGUCCUCUCUACGCCUCCUCCUCCUCCUGCUCUCCAAUGGGUUACGGGACACCCACGCCCACUCUCGCCUAUCCUCCUCCUCCCGCGACGGUGGCAGGACGGGAGGCUGUCUACUCUCGCCUCGCCCCUUGGCCUGUUGCACCGAAAAGUCUCGGCGGUACCCCAGCUAGUGCCCGGCGCAGGGGGGGCGUGGCCGGUGCCCGAGUGCCCCCCCUCUCCCCCUGGUCACGUCGAGCGGCCAGACCUAACACCGUCAACGUGGACUCUGCUCAUCACCUCACAGCGCUCCUCUCACCGGCUGAAAAGAAGAGUUCCAAAAAUAAAAGUCUUGCCCGCAGGAUAAAGUCCCUUUGGAGUAUAGAUGACGAGUGUGACGCAGACAACGAGGCCGGCAGUGGAGGCAGCGGCGAGGGAGGGGAGGGCGGCCACAAGGAUGGUGAGGACCUGUACAUGCGUCUAGAGCUGCUGCUGGGGGAAGGCGCCGCACCUCCCACCUCCACCACCAGACCCUCCAGGGCAGCCUCCUCCCACACCUCCUUCAGCUCCCUCUCAGCCUCCUCGGAAGUCAACACCACAGCUUCCAACAACACAAGCCCGGUUUCGACUCUAAAUGGUUCCUCAGAGGUGGAGUUGCGGAUGCCCGGCGCCCGAGAUGCCUCAAUGGAGAGCAUGAACUCCUUCCUGUCCCACGGUGCCUCCUCUUCCAACGCCUCCGCCUCCCCCACCACCACCCCCCGCAGGCACUCAGUCACCACGUCACAACCCGGCCAGGUGGAGGAGCUGAGUCUCUUUGGCAGGCGAAGAUCCUCCGUCCGGCGCUCAGCAAGAAAUGCCCCGGUGAAGGGCCCGCUAGACCCCAAAGUGCGAUUCGCCAGUUACCGCGGAGCACAGCUGAGCCUGAGGCCGUUGUUCUUUGAGGUGCCGCAGCAGGACCCAGACCCCCUCUUCACGGGGCGGGCCUGGCUCUUCCACGAGAUGAAGGUGCAGCUCACCAGCGACACGCCCACCAACCGCGGCAUCAUCCUUUCCGGCAAUGUGGGCGCCGGCAAGACCGCAGCCAUCCUGCAGCUGGUGGAGUACAGCUGCUUCGGCCGCAAGAGGGACGAGUCAAUAUACCAAGAUCCGUACAGCAAAGGAGGCAGCCUGGUCUCAGAGGGGGUGAAGACCUUAGCCUCAAGACUUGUCGCCUACCACUUCUGUCAGGCCGAAAACUCCACCACCUGUUUGGUUCCCGACUUUGUGCACUCCAUCGCUGCCCAGCUGUGCCAGGCCCCGCAGCUCCACGCCUACCGGGACCUCCUAUUGGCCGAGCCGCAGACACAGGCACUCCUGGCCCUUCCCGCGUGCAUAAGUGACCCGUCAACAGCGCUGGUCAAGGGCAUUCUGGAGCCGCUGCACAAUCUGCGUCGGCUGGGCAAAGUCGGAGCUGACCCGCUGAUCAUCGUGGUGGACGGGCUGUGCGAGGCUGAGUACCACCGCCCAGACCACGCCGACACCCUCGCCUCCUUCCUCGCACGCUACUCCGUCAAGCUCCCGGCCUUCAUCAAGCUCAUCGUAAGCGUGCGCACCCAGCUGGUUGACCUCACCCGCCUGCUGCCCUUCCACCGAAUCUCACUCGACCCUGACCACCGGGCCGACCCAACCACCGACCUCGCUGCCCGGGAUCUUUCGGAUUACAUCAGUUUCCGGUGCAUGCACUCGCCCAGCAUCAGGUCCAACAUCACGGUCACACAGGGCAAGAUGGAGGGAGGCUCGGCCCAGCACCGCUUCACACACUACGUCGUGGCACAGAGUCGCGGCUCAAUGCUGUACAUCAAGCUCAUCCUGGACCUGGUGGAGCGAGGCCACCUGGUCAUGAAGUCCGGCUCAUUCAAGGUUCUUCCCCAGACUCUGAGUGAAAUCUUCCUCCUGUUCUUCAACCUUAGGUUUCCAAGUGUCAGAAGCUUCGAGAAGGUUCAGCCAAUUCUCAAUGUGGUGCUGGCAUCCCUCAACCCUCUCUCCCUUCCUGAGAUUUACCAUUCAGUCAACGCUGGGCUCCUGUUCAAGUUCCUGUCUUGGGAUGAGUUCCUCAACUGCUUUAGAAUACUGAAUUCCUUCCUGGUCAAGCGGCUGGACGACACCUACAUGCUCUUCCACCCUGCUCUGCGGGAGUGGCUGGCCAGGCGGUCCGAGGGAGAGUCGCCCAAGUUUGUGUGUGACCCGAGAGCUGGCCAUGCUAACCUGGCCCUUCGUAUGUCACGCCUUGAAUGGCCCCUUGACCCCGAGGCCUCCCUGGAGCUGGGCCACCACAUCCUGAAGGCCCACGUGUACAAGAACAUGGCCCGGGGUCUUCCACUGUCUCCAAGAGAUCUGCAGGCACUCUGGCUGGCCCAGUCCUCACACAAUGUCUCCCAGGCACUCGCUUGCACAAGAAACCUGUACAGUCCUAACACAAAGGUUUCCAGACUGUUACUUCUUGCUGGUGCCUCACCGGACUACCCCAGCGAACACCUCCACAAUGCUCCCAUCCUGGGCGUGUGUGCCCACCAGGGACACACGGAGAUGGUGGCUCUUUUCAUAGAAUUUGGUGCUGAUGUCAACCUGGCAAACAGCGAGGGAGUCACGGCCCUGGGCAUGGCAUCAGCCCAGGGCCACUGUGAUGUGGUCAGGCUCCUGGUGCAGGCCGGCGCAUCCCUCACCUCCAAGGACAAGCAGAACAACACCCCCAUAGUGCAGGCUGCAGCGGCAGGCCACCUCAACGUGGUGGGCUACCUGCUGUCCUGUGACUGGCCCGGACCCAGCGACCUCCUCAGGAACCAGUCCCACCAGGCCCUCGUGGCCGCAGCAUCCAACGGACACAUCAAUGUGGUGGAGUUUUUGUUGGACAUGGCUGAGGUGAGUGUAGACGGUGAGGACACAGUGACCGGGGAGACGGCCCUCACCAUGGCCGCCGGGGCCGGCCACACCGCCAUGGUGGCCGCCCUGCUGCGGGCCGGCGCAUGCAUAACCAAAGGCAACUCUCGAGGCACGGCACCGCUCACCUGUGCCGUGCGCAACGGCCACUACGAGGUGGCCAAGCUGUUACUCAGCCAAGGCGUGGCGGUGGAGACUCCAGACUCCGGCGGCCGAACCCCUCUGAUGGUGGCCGCCGCGGAGGGCCAUCUUGGUCUCAUGGAGCUGCUAAUAUCCCGCGGGGCGUCCAUCAGCCGCACCGACCGCGAGGGGCUGUCCGCGCUGGGCUGGGCCUGCCUGCGCGGCCAUGUCCACGCCGUGCAGUACCUGGCGGACUGCAACGCCGACCUGAACCAUGCGGACAAGACCGGCCGCACCCCCCUGGACCUGGCCGCCUACCAGGGCGACCCCAUCGUGGUACAGUUUCUGCUGGACCGCGGGGCGCUGAUAGAGCACGUGGACAUCAAUGGCAUGAGGCCGCUGGACCGUGCAAUCAGCGCCCGCAACGCCGCAGCCGUGCAGUGCUUCCUGCGACGCGGCGCCAAGCUGGGGCCGGCAACCUGGGCCAUGGCCGCGGGGAAACCCAACAUCCUGGUGAUGCUUCUGAACAAGCUUCAGGAAGACGGCGUGGCUCUGUGCCGUAAGGGGCGGCUCAAGGAGGCCGCCCACCGCUUCUCCUACGCCCUGCGCAAGCUUCCCGUGGGUGACCAGGGCGAGCACUCUGCCACCUUCACCCACCUCCGCCUUCACCUCACCCUGAACCUCUCACGGUGUAAAAGAAAAAUGAACGAGAUUGAGGAGGCCAUCCACUUGGCUAACACUGCCCUCACCAUCAAGAGUGACUCCUACGAGGCCUACUACGCCCGGGCACGUGCGAAGCGAGAGGCAAAACAACUGAAGGAGGCCCUGGAGGACGUGAAGGAGGCCGUGAGACUCGCGCCGCCCACCCGUGAUGUGCGUCGCGUCCUCAUUAAGAUUCAGGACGAGAUGCAGUGCGAGCUCGACUCCUGCUCCUCCAUCGACCUGGCCCAACUCCGCCAGCUGGCAGCCUCCGUGGACACCCUAUCCGAGGCUGACCUCCCCAUGACCUCCAGCAUCCUCUCAGAGUCUGGGUACUCCUCCAACAUUUAAAUUAUUCCUUGCUGCCAUACUCCGCUGCCAAUUGGUGUUCUCAUUAGGUAUAGUUAAAAGGUAUUGAUCAGGCGUUUAACAUCACCGAAAUUCAUGGUCUCAUUCGCUCAUCUGUUGGAAAAUUUUAUAAGCAGUGUUGUCAGUAUAAAAUUCGUAUAUACUAGGAUGUUACUCCACUUCUAAGGAUAAGCCGUUACCCCACUACAAGCCCAUGUAUUCAGCGUAUACCGAGACGCGCUGUAAUAAGCUGUUGAUCGCGGUGCUUCAUUUGGAGAUGCAGGUUCACUCAUAUAAUUCCAUAUCAAGAAUUCCACUAACUUUGAGACAUACCUUAAAAGUACGCACCAUGAGCCUUUUGAGAAGUCGUCGUUUCGUCCGUCUUCUGUAUUUCUGUGUCGUAUUCCGUGCUGUGUUAUCCGUAGAUCCCUGUAAGACAUUGAUUUAACCUUUACUACCGACUAAAUUCACUUGUAAUGCUUGAUAGUCACCUCUCGAAAGGCUCAUGCAAGGGAAUACUUCCUAUCCGAAAUACAUAUGACUGACCGUAUAUCCACACUAAUGGUUCUCGACACAAUUUCCACCAUACUGAUUAAACCACGGAGACUCGCCGCGCCACGCCGGCUGAGACUCAACUGAUUUCGACGCCUUGAUCCGGACACACACUCACAAAACAGCUUGGGUGACUUGAACCUUCCAUUUGUAAAGUUUUCCCAGUUUUUCGGUUUUGCUUCCCUGGCAGUCAAAGGAAGGUUAGUUUUGGCCACAAGUCAGCUUUCUAAAGAUAACUUGACCUGAGAACUGCCAGGACAGAGCCACUGGUGCCACCCUAUACCUGGCACCUGGGUCACUAUAGCAGGGAGAGAGUGGGAGUCUAACCUUGAAUCCUUGAUGGGGGUCUUAGCCAAUCUUGCAACCAUCAGCCAACAGCAAUCCCAUCAGUCCCUCCCACAUCACUCUAAAUUUAAUGGCAAUAAUCGUAAACCAAAUUAACUCGUUUAAAGUCGUGUAUUCGUAGUCUUAAAAUCACAUUCGCUCUAACUGAAUUUAUCCUUAUUUUUUGUCUUUGCUAGCACUGCGCUCUCUCCCUCGCCAACCCCACGGCUCUGAGAAUAUCUAUAGUGUUUACAUUUCUCGUUUAGUCACCAGCUAAAAGUCAGUAAUUGUUAUAUCAAAUACUAAAAAUGCAAAUAAAAAACGUGUGGUUAUACCUAAAUCAGCAUGAAGCGGAAUACAUGAGGGAAUGCAUGUGCGUGUUUUGUGUAUGAGCAGAUCAAGGUGGAUGCAGCGAGUGGAUGGAAUGUACCUGGUGACUGUGAUAGGUUAAGGUCCACAAUGCCUAUACAUACCUCGUGGCAUCACAGAAACACUCCUCUUAACUGUUUCUGUGAUACCAUGACGAGGUUUUAUCGGAAGGAGGCUAAACACACCCUACUGAAAGACAUCUUCACCUUCUCGUAUACUCUUCACCCAUUCUGUUCAUAUUGAUUCAGUUGUUUGUUGUGUUUGCAAAAUUGUUACGGCUUUCCUGGACUUUUCGUGCUUUGUGUGUAGACAUUGCCCUCGCCCCUGUGUUGUGCCUCCUUCCUGUUCCCCCCUCGGAAUGUUCCCAGUGAGUGCCGCAGGGCCAGGCUGGAGUCUAAGGUCCAUGGGAGUGCAGGAGGUGCUCGACCCUGCCCGGCCGACCCCCUGACCCCAGCCUGGCACCUCUGACCUGUCCAGCAGCAAGGAAUUGGCCUCCCCAAUUGGCUCCCACAAUGCAAUAGUUAGUCAGGUGCCCCACAGCGUCAUGACCCCCAGCAUCACAAAAACACAGGUAAACCUCUUUUGUUUGCAAAGAGAACUUACCGCGGCAUACACACACCUCUCCUAUAUGGCGAUAUAUAGGAACAAUAGGUUAGCAAUGCAGAUUUACACAAGUCCUGUGUAAGGAGAUGAUGGGUUUUGUGUUCUGGGGGUCAGGAUCUGUGUGGUGCCAAAAUUUGAGAACAGGAGUUAAAGAAUUGUUUAAAAAUCUACAUUAUUAUUUAAAAUGAUUGUUGCCCAAGGCAGAAUUUGCUAGUCAUUUUUAUAAAGAUAGUGAUGGUGAUGAGAGGCGCGUAGCCAAGUGCAAGAUUGUAUGAUCCUUGUACAGUGUACAGUCCUGUAGCGUUACGGGCGUGCGUUCAUGUUUUCUACCAAUGCAGAGCGGUGGGCGGCCGCGUGCCGCCCGCCGCGAGGUGAGGCGGUGUGCUGUACUCUUAAGACUUACGUAAUGCUGUCCUGGGUUAUGUUAUGUCAGUGUUAACCCAAGAGUUUCAAUAAUGGCUCGCUGAUCACUUGUAAUCUCUAUGAUCUCUUUAUAAUCAACUGUUCAGUUAGUUAAGCUGCCAAAUUUUAUACUCUAGUAUUUACAAUAUAUAUAUGUUAAUAAAUAUACCUGAAUGUA